GGAAGUACGAAUCCGUAGUGGGAGAUCCUAUUCCCCAAGUGCUGAGUGACUCACUCCUGUCAUUGAUCAUAUCCAUCCAGUCAAGUGCAUAAAUCCCAUUUUCCCUUUCUACCGAAGCAGAGCAUGCGUUCUCACCGUUUCUCACCUUCAUCCUAGCCAAUUGCUCAGAUUCGGCUUGAGUUCAAGCUCAUCAUCCAUCCACAAUGGCAUCCAUAACUGAGCCAUCAACCAGGGUCCAGGCCCAAGCCCAAGAACAGCCAGACCUCAACCCCGCCGAAGCACAGUUCCCCACAAUGGCACCUCCCAUCCUCCACCUCGCCAAGUGCGUGCUACGCCCCUACCAACCCACAGACGCCGCCGCCAUCGCGCUCGCAGCCAACCACCCCGACGUAGCGCGCUACAUGCGCAACGCCUUCCCAUCACCCUACACCCUCCACGACGCCGAGACCUGGCUAGCCACCGCCUCGCCCCUCAGCCUCGCCAUCUUCGUCCCCUCCCCCGACGGCACCCCGACCCUCACCCUCGCCGGCGGCAUCGGCCUCCGCCGCCUCGCCGACGUCGAGUCCAACACCAUGGAGGUCGGCUACUGGCUGGGGCCGACGCACCAGGGCCGCGGCGUGGCCACCGACGCGCUGCGCGGCUUCGGCCGCUGGGCCUUCUCCGCCUCGGGGGUCCCCGGCCUGGUGCGCCUCGAGGCCGCCGUGUUCGGCCCCAACGCCCGCAGCGCUGCUGUGCUGGCGCGCGCGGGGUACGUCUACGAGGGGGCGCGGAGGUCCGCGGCGGUGCUCAGGGAUGGGGGAGUCGUGGAUGUGAUGGUUUAUGGACUGCUGAGGGAGGAGUGUCUUGCGCUGGAGCGUGGUGGUGAUGGGGUUGUGGUUGCGUAGAGGGGAUGGGACUGAAGGGGGAGUGAGGGGCAUGCGAGGCAGGCUUGAGGGGGCUUGAAUGAACUGACGAGCUUAUGAGGACUGUAUCACUUUUACAUAAACUUAUUAUAAUUAUGUUCCACGCCAGUUAUUUUUCCCUGAAUGCAAUACAAUACCACUGUGAAAUCCUCCCCAACGGUCAUCA
This is a messenger RNA of Phialemonium atrogriseum, 1068 nucleotides long. RefSeq names its product putative acetyltransferase protein. The record is from RefSeq and is a predicted model, not a curated record. NCBI's taxonomy places the organism in Eukaryota, Fungi, Ascomycota, Sordariomycetes, Cephalothecales, Cephalothecaceae. The coding region runs from base 204 to 884 and encodes 226 amino acids. Gene Ontology annotation, molecular function: acyltransferase activity, transferring groups other than amino-acyl groups. The transcript has a single exon.